AGGACCGGGUGCGGGGCCGCCUACUCGCUUGCGGGCGUGGAGCCUCCGGCCGGCCCGGCCGAGGCCGCGGCUGCCGCUCCUUCCUCUCCCGGCGGCACGGCCCUCCGCAGGCAGGCGGCUGGCGGGAGCAGCUCCGUGCCGAUGCUGCUGCCGGCCUGGGAACUUUGCCUCUACGGGCUCCUGACCGUGGGCUCCCACCUCUACGCUUUCUACGAAGCGCACCAAGUGUCUCGAGAGUAUGAGGCUGCAAUGGACAGAAGGUUUGGGCUGGACCCAGGGACUCUCUUUCGGGGGCUAAAAAAGGACCCCAUGGACUUUGAGUGGAGCUAUUGGGUUGAAUGGGGAAGGGAACGUAUACAGUGGCUUCUGGCUGGUCACCUGCUGGUAUCACAAAUGUCCAGGCUCUUGGUGGAGAAGUAUAAACCAUGGUGCUUGAUGGUUUAUGGAAUGGCUGCCUGCUGGUUGUUACUGGGAAUCAAGGGCUUUGCUGUAAUUUUGUUACAUGCAGCUAUUUCCUUUGCUGUGGCUCAGUUUCAGCUGUCACUCCUGACAUGGUUGUGCUCCCUUAUCCUUCUGGCCACUUUACGCAUACCAGCCGUGGAAGAAACCAAGAGAAAGUGGUAUGACACUGAAAAUGAGUAUUACCUGCUACUCUUCACUGUGUCUGUCCGCUGCCUCUUCUGCACUAGCUUCAGCCUGGAGUACUGCUGGCAUGCACCUACCCAGAAGUCAUCCCACUCAUUCCCCUGGAUGCUGGCAUAUGUGUUUUACUAUCCUACAUUCCACAAUGGACCCCUCGUGAAUUUUGAUGAAUUCAGUAAACAGAUGAGGAGACAAGAAGCUUUCAGUGUGAAGACCAAUCUCAGCAUCUUAAUUGUGGGCAUAAUUCGUAUUUUCUUUUGGUGGUGCCUGGCUGAGCUGAUGAUUCACCUCAUGUAUAUCCAUGCUCUCUACAGUAGUGCUCUGCCUUUGGAAUCUGCAUCUUACUGGGCUUUGGGUGGCCUGGCUUUAGCUCAAGUACUUUUUUUUUAUGUGAAAUACCUGGUUCUGUAUGGUGUUCCUGGCCUCCUCCUUCAAAUGGAUGGAAUCAAACCUCCAGCUCUGCCUUGCUGUGUGAGCCUGAUGCACAGUUUCACUAAAAUGUGGAGAAGUUUUGACGUUGGGCUGCAUCGCUUUCUGGUCAGGUACAUUUAUGUUCCAAUGGGAGGAUCUCAGUCCAGUUUGCUUGGAACACUAUUAUCUACAGCCCUCACUUUUGCCUUCGUAAGCUACUGGCAUGGAGGACAGAGCUAUUUGUGGUACUGGGGUGCACUUAAUUGGCUUGGAGUAAUUGUGGAAAAUGGUGCCAAGAGGAUACUUUCAAUUUCACUUAUUCAAGAUUUAAUUGAACGUUUCUUCUCGCCAAGAUUUCGUCGUCGACUUCAUGCUGUCCUAGCAUCUGUUAGCACUUCAAUGCUGAUUUUAUCAAAUCUAAUAUUUCUUGGAGGAAAUCAAAUUGGAAAAAUCUACUGGAACAGGAUCUUUAUGGAAGGCUGGCCAUGGGUCACGCUGACUGUUCUUGGAUUCCUGUACUGCUAUUCUCAUGUUGGAAUUGAAUGGGAGGAGAAUUAUGCUGCACAUUAGGAAUGAUGCAAACAAUUAUUCUUAAGGCAGGUUGAUGGUUUUUCUACACUGGAUAUUAUAUCUGCACAAGGGUGAGCCAGACCAAGUCUUCAGUCCAUGUAUUAAAACAAAAAGCUCAUUUAAUUGAUUCUGGAUUGCAAAUGCAGGAAUUGAACUGCAGAAACACUGAUGGGCUGCAGCAGGGGAUGGGGAGAAAUUAUGAAGCAUUUUGAAUUAUGUUAUUUUUGUAAAACGGCAUCUUUGUGACUGUGUACAUUAGAAGUGUGCAUUUCAGAACAGGCAUUUUAUAUAUGUUGAGGGUUGUUUUCAUAUUUUGCUGCCCAUUUUAAGAUAUUGAAGAAAAAAAAAAUAUUACCUUGGAGAAUUCAAAAAGCCCAAUCUCUCACAGGUGGUGUCCAGGGGCAUGUAGGGCUGUGCCCUGUACUUACACUACUCCAUGAAGGGCAUGAUGCUCAUCAGUUCUUCUUGACUGCUUUCUGAUAUAAGCUAGAACAUUUGGUAUUCUCGCUGACUUAUUUCUGCCUUAAGCUUCUUUUCCACCUACUGUAGCAAUGCCUGUUUUUUUCUUUUUAAUGUCUUAUUUUAAAAUUUUGCCUUUAAAAUAACACCUUUUUGGUAACCUUAGAAAUCUUUUUUUUUUCUUUAAAAAGAGAGAAUAGAGAGGAAGGUCUUUUCUUAAGGAGCACCUUUCUUAAGAAGCACCUUUCUUAAGAAAUCAAAUAUGCAUUUAAAGCUCCUAGGACUUUAAAUGCUCUCUGCCUUGUCUUAGAGCUAAAGCAUUAAAUACUACCUUUAUUUUGGGGCUAAUACCACCUUCAGACUGUUCAGUCUGCUUCUUGUAUUGUUCUGUUACAAAAAGAGACAUGGUAAAUCUGUCCAGUCUGCUUCAUUCUCUGGUGUCCAAGCAAUCAGCUCCUGCAAUAUAUUGCAGACACCCUGGAAAGAGCUUUUUACAACCUUUAGAAAAAAACAGAACGGUAAAAGACAGUGGCACUAGAUUAGCUGGAGUUCCAUGUCCUUUGGCUACACAGACCUGCUGGAGCAGCAUCUUUGCCCAAAGAUUGUGCUGUCCAGAGCUGGGAAGGUCACACCUGCAGGUGUCCAGGUUGCAGGAGUGCUUCGACACAUGCUGUUUCCUAAGGGAAGACCCCAUCUGAUACUAUGGAUGUCACCUACACUGUUCUGUUUUAAACUGAUACUGAAGAGCAGCCAGAAGACCUUUAGUCUUUCUAAAGUUAGACAUUCCCCCUAGGCAUGGUCAAAAGGCCACAUGUUCUGGAGUAGACUUCUUCCAAAAGCAGCUUCCUCCACCCAAAGCAUGUCAAAGCUUGUUCCAUGCCCCUGGCAGACAUUUCAGCCAUCACUCCUGCAACUUAAGCCAAGUCUGAUAUAAUUUAUCCUUCAACAAAAAAAUCCAUUCCUGAGACAGGCUUCUGUUUAUUGCCUGCAUUUCUGCUGGUCACAACUAUAGCAACCUUCUUGUUAACUUCCAUUUAUUCCUGAAGAAAUAAGGGCAGAGGCUUCAGCUCUCUAUCCAUCCAGAGAAAAGCCCAUCUCUUGGUGUUUCAAAGCAGAAGCUCCAGCCUUUUAUGUUAAGAUCCCCCAGCUCCCCUGCCAUGACAAUGCCAUGAUUUGCCCUGGAAGCCAUUUCUAGGAGGCACCAUGGCCUGUUGAAAAUAACUUCCCUUGAAUUCUGCCUGGCCAGAGACAUGGCUCCCCUAACUGACUGGAUGAUGAUUGUAGGGAUUCUGUCAGUCACAGAGCAGAUGGCUCUAAGCCUCUGAAUUUUCUGAAAGGAUCUGAGGUUGGCCUCCAUUUUGGGACAGCACUGAGCGAAGGGCAAGAAUUUUCUCAGGCUUUGCUCAAACUUUGUAAUUAAGUGGAAUUAGCAUUAGAGCAAAAAGUCAUGAAUCUGCUCUCCUGUCUUAUUGAUUACCAUUAUUACAUGAACCGAGGUGCUACUGAGUGACUGAAUUCCAAUUUGUAUGCAUGCAAAACUUCCAGCUCCUAUAUCGAAAUGACCCUGAAGGUCAUCUAGAGCAUGCUUAUUUCUGAACCAAAAUUGUUUUCUAUGUUUUUCCAGUGCUUUAUAUAUCUUUCAUAAUUUUGUAUCUUUUUCUGUUUCUAUAAAUAAAGCUGAAAUGCACUGUU
Molecule: messenger RNA, 3774 nt
Organism: Lonchura striata (white-rumped munia)
Lineage: Eukaryota; Metazoa; Chordata; Aves; Passeriformes; Estrildidae
Source: RefSeq, a predicted model, not a curated record